AUGCAAGCAGCCAAAGAAGCAUUGGUCAAAGGUGUGCAGCAGCAAACGUUCCACGAAGAGUUGAAGGCGUUAAAAAACAUGCGACCACUUCUAUCACAUUCAGCAUUGAAAUAUCUUCGUCCAAUAAUUGAUAACAAUGGAAUCCUUCGUGUCGGUGGCCGGCUUCAACACUCCGAAGAAGUGUACCAAGCCAAGCACCCUAUGAUUCUCCCAAACGCAUUUAUCGCCGCUUUACGUCGUUUCAUAGCACGUCGUGGUUUGCCUCAACAAAUUCAUUCCGAUAAUGGAACUAAUUUCAAGGGAGCAAAAAAUACUCUACUGGCACUGUAUCAUAUGCUCAACGAUAAACCUAGUCAUAAAAAAAUUGUUAAUGAAUGUGUCAAUAGAGGCAUUCAAUGGAAAUUCAUACCCCCUCGAGCACCCAAUUUCGGAGGGCUAUGGGAAGCAGCAGUAAAAACAGCAAAAACUUCGUUGAUCAAAACGAUCGGUCAAUGUAAACUAUCGUACGAAGAUUUCGUCACUCUAUUAACGCAGAUCGAGGCCAACAUGAACACUCGUCCACUUACUCCACUUUCGGAAGAUCCUUCUGAGCUCGACGUGUUAACUCCAGGACAUUUCCUUACGGGAUCAUCAUUGGGAACAUUACCAGAUCCAGAUUACACUAAAAUACAACCCAAUCGAUUAAAACACUAUCAGCAAUUACAGCAGCUAAUUCAACAACAUUGGGUUCGAUGGAAAAAGGAGUAUUUGACCGAAAUAAACAGCCAACAUCAUAAAUCUUCAAAAUCGGUCCAAUUAGAAGUAGGCCAACUAGUUUUAGUGCGAGAUGAUAAUAUGUCAUCAAUCUCUUGGCCUCUUGCUCAAAUCAUCACCACUUAUCCUGGUCAAGACGGUCACUCCAGAGUGGUAACAGUGAAAACUGCAGCUGGUGUUUACACACGUCCAGUAUCCAGAAUUUAUCCACUUCCGAUGAACACCGACAUGCAGCCGCAACAAGAAGAUACUCAAGGGGUAGCAGCAUCCACUAAUGAAGACACAAAUUGUUCCUUUUAA
Molecule: messenger RNA, 1053 nt
Organism: Malaya genurostris
Lineage: Eukaryota; Metazoa; Arthropoda; Insecta; Diptera; Culicidae
Exons: 2
Coding region: 1-1053 (350 amino acids)
Biological process (GO): DNA integration
Molecular function (GO): nucleic acid binding
Source: RefSeq, a predicted model, not a curated record